Molecule: messenger RNA, 2457 nt
Organism: Daldinia loculata
Lineage: Eukaryota; Fungi; Ascomycota; Sordariomycetes; Xylariales; Hypoxylaceae
Exons: 4
Coding region: 590-2212 (540 amino acids)
Source: RefSeq, a predicted model, not a curated record
CAAAGGCUUUACACGAUUUGAUAAACUAACUAUACCAAUUCGACAAGAUAGUUCCCAUAAACUCAUUAAAACGCUUCUUAUAACCACCUACUUUAACACAACACGGCUCAUGGGCGUCGGUUUCAACACAAUUAGUUAUUAUAAUAUAAGGUACCUUAUAUGUACAAAGAAAUUCCGCUGCUCCUCUAGAACACGGACACCAUCACAAGGUCGGUUAAAUAGCGAGGCGUCAACGACAGCGCGAGAAAAGUAUAUAUAGCUCUAAGAGUCUUCAUACCAGAAUGGCCCUCUACGGACGAAAACAGAUAAAAGAUAGUUCUCUUUUACGUUUAGGACAACGGUAUUAACAGAGGCUCGUGGCUUGGUUAUUAAUUCUUUGUGCGAAUUGACCGUAAACGUCCUGCUUUAUCUUAAGAAGCGAGAAAGUAUCAAUUCUAUCCUUUUUCCUAUGGAUUCGUAUAUCUACCAUAAGCGCGCAUUGUUUCAUUGACCAUCUAGCAACGUCCCAUGUAUUUUAUCUCGAGCUCUGAGCUACGAUCUGGCUACCCUACUCAACCCUUCGACUUACACCGUAACGCUUGCUUGAAGAAUGGCAGAACCGCAAUAUGCAAUCGUCCCUGCUCUCCCGCCCGGGCAAAGACAUCAUCUUUUUGGGGCUACCGAAGUUCAUAGGAAUUUGAACGAAUUAAAGCUGAACUUUAAUAACGUGGUGUCGAAAUGGAAAUAUGAGGGACUCGAAAGCUUCAGUGUAGGGGCUGUAGUUGUUCGCUUAGGAGUCAAGGAAGGUCAUAUAACUAAGACUCGGUAUCGUAGGCUAGUCAUAAAGCGAGCCCUCACCGACGACUCCGAGGACACGCUAAGGAACGAGAUCGAAACGAUCCAGUCAUUGCACCCCGCAGAGCACAUCAUACACCCAUUAGUCACCUGUGAAUAUCCGCCUCAUCCAAAUGCAGGGGAUGCAGAAGCCGGUGGCUCUGCCGAGAAUGCAGCUGAUGAGCUUAGUCGACUGUUUCGACAGGUCAGCGUAAGAGCCAGGGAAGUAAUCAGGGAUCCUCACAUCCCUUCUCGGCUGAGAAGGGGAAGGGAAGAUCGUAGAAUGACUACCAGAAGGCUCGUUAAGGAAUUGAACUUGACGGCGCUAGACGACUACCCCUAUAUGAUAUCGGAGUACCUCGAGAAUGGCAAUCUGGACAGACUGUUACAUAGAAUUUCAUAUCACCAUAUUCCCGUCCCGAACCGAGUCCUCUGGUCUAUAGCCCUCUGUAUGUUGAGGUCAUGUAUAGGAAUGGCAUACGGGAGGCCUUCACGGGAGGAUCGUGACGCCAGAUAUAGGGGAGAAAUUCCAGAACCAAGACUAGAAACCAUUCCACCGGGUGAUGCCGGUCCAAGAGGCUUAGUUCAUGGGCGUAUCGAGAGCAGGAACCUGAUAUUUGGCACCCCAGACAGUUUCCCGGAACAUAACCUCGUGGCCCCUCUUAAACUCGCCGGUUUCUCGCAAGCACACAUGAUCGAGGAUGCUCGGGGCCCAAAGACAAAUCUGUUCGGGAUGGGACAAACACUCUUCGUCUUAGCCAUGAACGACUACACCCAUGAUCUUCUCGCUCAAUCUAUGGCUCUGCCAUCACUACAGAAUGGAAUUUGGACGUACGCAACCUUAUUAUAUGGAAUGAAUACGACGAUCGACCUGGAUCUAAAAAAUCUAAUCGCGUACUGGAUGAGCAGCGACCCUAAUCUAAUGAUUAACCUACGGCAUGUACUCCCGCUAGUCGAAAAGAACGUCGAGAUGAGGAAUGAGGCGUUUUACCCUGGAGUAACCCGAGAGACGGACGCCUCUGUCAGAGCCUUCUUACAGCUCAUGAUAUACGAUGCAGCUGAAGCACCACCACUACUGGUAGAACAGAUGGAAGAAGUACCACCAUUCCCGCUACCAGUAGUUUUUGGCGCAGUAGAUGAUCCUAAUGCUGACGGGCCUGCUGACGAGGACCUUCUUGACGGGCCUGCUGACGAAGACGACCAUCAUUUUGAAGUCCCUCCAGAAUUUCAUGCUCCGCAUGACUUCCCUGAUCCGCCAAUUAAGCACCCUGUAGGUGUUUUCCCUCCGCCGGCUCCACUCCCUGUUCCAGUGCCAGAAAAUGAAAUACCGGCGUUAGAUAUUGCCAACGACGAGGCUUUCGUCGAAGAGGAGCAACCUCAUGACGAUCUUUACGAUUAGAGCCUGCUAUGUAUUCCCGCGCCAUUUUUAGGAUGGGUAACCGGUACCAGUUCCUGGUUAGUCUUGGAGUAUUUACGGGUGAUUUACGACUCUCCAAAGUUAGACUAUUUAGAAAGUAUCCGAAGUUACAUUAUAGGAUAACCUAGUGCUUUAAUCUACCCUGUAAUAUAAUGCUUUAAAACUGUAUGAUUCUCAUGUAUUAGGUUAAUUUUAUUAUGUACUUAAUACACCAAUUUGGAUAUUUA